UUAAUUUAAAAUGCUUAUACUAAACGCUCGGUUUUCUUAAAAAUGCAAAUUUCAGAGGGGUUCUGGAUGCAAGACCACACUGGACGGAGAGGUUUGUCCCAUGGCGGGCUGUGGUCCAGCCAGUCACUGCUCCACAGACAAGGUGUAGCUGAGGGUGGAGUGUGUCUCCUUAAACCCUCUGCACCCUGGAUUUAAUUUCGUCUGAUUUCCCAUUGGGAAUGCUGUUCUGCUGUUAUUUUAGCCCCUGGCUUCAUGCUGUGCAGAGCACUCGGUGCCCUGGGCAUCUGUGGCAGCAGGUUGAGGAGGAAGAGGAUCCCAUCGACCUGGGGAGAGCUGCAACACGGAGGUCAUUCCCCUUAAAUAAAUGAAAAGCCAUGCCAAAAACUGGUUGGCGGUGUCCGCAUUGCCGUCGGGUCCCCUUUCCUCAGGGGUUUUUGAGUCACAAGCUGGAGUUUCUCCUCCUGCAGCACCCGCCAGGGCCUUCGUGACCCUGGUGAGUGCCACAGAGAGCAUGAAGAAAGCUUUGUCUCUGGUUUAAUAGCAUUUGGGAAGCUGCUUAAUUGAACGUACUAUUAAUUCUGGGACUGUUGCGACACACGCAUGCAGUGAGCAUUGGGGGCUGGCGUGGAAAGCUGGGUUGAGUGCCGGCAGCCGCCCAGGCUUAUCGGCAGCCAGGACUGUGUGAGCUGUUGUCACUGGUGGCUGUGGUCAUAUCCAGGUUUCAGGUAUCUGGGAGCAGAAAAUACCUUUUUAUUUUUUUCCUUCUCUUUGGCUCUGCUGCCAGCUUCUUAAGAGGAAACAAGAGCUAAAUUCCCCCUGCUUUGCUGGGAAUUAACAGAGCAGGUCCCUUCUUCUUCCUGGUCUUCCUGGCUGGACUUUGUGGCAUAAAUGAGUAACUCCUGACUCAGAGAUUUAGGGGAGAAAAUGAAAGCGAGCGCCGUUUGACACCAAUUUUCCCCUUCCCAUGCCCCGAGCAGAGGAUAAAGGACAUCGCUUCGUUAGGUUAAGCUAAAUGGGGAGCUGAGGACACGCAGGCAUGAGUGUGAGCGCACCCAAAAGCAGGGUGGGUGUGAAGCUUUCUGUGGCUCCUGGGUCUGAAUCUGGGGGUGGGUUACUUAUCCCCACACCGGGCUGAUCCCUCCAGCUGCUUUUGCAGCAUGUGCAGAAAAACACGGUGGAAACGGGCAUGCUCCCAUGCGCUGGCCAGGACUGAUCCCGCCACAUGUCCCCGUGUUCCCCCAAAACCUGCUUUUACGCCGCUGUGCUUCUGAAACCUUGCAUUUAACUUUUUUUUUUUGUAUUUAAAGUCUGAUUUUAAAGGUAUGAAGCUGAUCCACAAGAGGAAGCAGGGGAAAUGGCUCUCAGGAGUUGCAUAGGAUGCGCGGUGAUUUUUUUGAACUAUUAUCCACAUCUAACUUCUAUAAUUUUGGUGUGGAAACCCCACCCACGGUGUGCUCAGAUAUCCCAGUCUGUUGCUUUUUGCCAGCAUAGGAAAUGCUUGUGCAAGCAAACGUGAGCAGGAUGAAGGUGAUGGUGGGAAGCUGAAGGAGCUGCCUCUGCUGGAAUUCACUUUUGCUCCCAAAACCUGUCUGUGGAAGUGCUUCUGCAACUGUGCGUACCGUGAGUUUUGCCAGCUGAACAGAAAAAGGCGGAUUCCCCACCAGGCAAAAGAGAACAGAAAAUCUGAUUUUCACCAAAUUUGUCAGAAAUUCAUUGGACAAUGCUGUCGCCUGGCCCAGGCACGUACUGUAAUUUGUUAAUAAAUUGCCCACUUUGCGCUGAGGAUUAACAUGGGCAGUGGUGCAGUAUCCUCCAUGCCGGCCCUUCCUCCCCCUUGUUAGACGCUUGGGGGAAACGUCGGCCGUCCAAUGAUGGGGACCAGCAAGAACUGAAGCGCUGCUGGUACAUACAGGAUGGGAACGACGAACUUCAUCACCCCGGCGCCCUGCCUGGCUUGAGAACUGUCACCCCACCUUCCACUGAGCUCUCAAGUUGCACCGGGUGCUGGAAACACUAAUCCUCUUGAGUGCCGGAAACACUAAUCCUCUCGGGUGCCAGAAACACUGAUCCUCUUGGAAACGGUUGACUGGGACAGGAUGUGUGGAUGAUGAUGAUGGCAAGAAAGCAAGAUGUUCGCAUUCCCACCUAUAACAUUAGCGUGGUGGGAUUGUCUGGAACGGAGAAGGAGAAGGGGCAGUGCGGCAUUGGGAAAUCCUGCCUUUGCAACCGGUUUGUACGGCCCAGCGCGGAUGAGUUUCAUUUGGACCACACUUCAGUUCUCAGCACCAGUGACUUUGGGGGAAGGGUGGUCAAUAAUGACCAUUUCCUCUACUGGGGGGAAGUUGUGCGUUCCCUGGAGGACUGCGUCGAAUGUAAAAUGCAUGUUGUGGAACAGACGGAGUUUAUUGAUGACCAGACCUUUCAGCCUCACCGCAGCACGGCCCUGCAGCCCUAUAUCAAGAGGGCUGCUGCAACCAAACUGGCAUCGGCUGAAAAGCUCAUGUACUUUUGCACUGAUCAGCUUGGCCUGGAACAGGACUUUGAACAAAAACAGAUGCCGGAUGGAAAGCUGCUGGUGGAUGGCUUUCUUCUCUGCAUUGAUGUUAGCAGGGGUAUGAACAGGAACUUUGAUGAUCAGCUCAAAUUUGUUUCAAAUCUUUACAAUCAACUAGCGAAAACAAAAAAGCCCAUCGUGGUGGUCCUGACAAAGUGUGACGAAGGCGUGGAGCGGUACAUUAGGGAUGCACAUACUUUUGCCUUAAGCAAAAAGAACCUCCAGGUUGUGGAGACGUCAGCUAGAUCCAAUGUGAACAUUGACUUGGCUUUCAGCACCUUAGUGCAGCUGAUUGAUAAAAGCCGGGGAAAGACUAAAAUCAUCCCCUACUUCGAAGCUUUGAAACAGCAAAGUCAACAGAUAGCUGCUGCUAAAGACAAGUAUGAGUGGCUGGUCAGCCGCAUCGUCAAAAACCACAACGAGACAUGGUCAAACAUGAGCCGCAAGAUGCAGUCCUCUCCAGAGUAUCAGGAUUAUGUCUACCUGGAAGGAACGCAGAAAGCCAAAAAGCUGUUUCUGCAGCAUGUCCACCGCCUCAAGCAGGAGCACAUAGAGCGCCGGCGGAAGAUGUAUCUCGCCAUGCUUCCUCAAGCGUUUGAAGCCCUCAUUCCGGACCUGGACGAAAUAGAUCACCUGAGUUGCAUAAAAGUGGAGAAGCUCUUGGAGACGAAGCCAGACUUUCUGAAAUGGUUUAUUGUCCUGGAAGAGACGCCCUGGGAUGCCACAAGCCACAUUGACAACACGGAGAACGAGCGCAUUCCCUUCGACCUGAUGGAGACUCAGCCCGCUGAGCAGCUCUACGAAGCUCAUUUAGAAAAGCUGAGGAACGAGAGGAAAAGGGCAGAAAUGAGAAGAGCUUUCAAAGAAAACCUGGAGACUUCCCCUUUCAUCACACCUGGGAAGCCCUGGGAGGAAGCACGCAGUUUCAUUAUGAACGAGGAUUUUUACAUGUGGCUGGAGGAGUCUAUUUAUAUGGACAUCUACAGCAAGCACCAAAAACAGAUUAUAGAAAAGGCGAAGGAGGAGUUUCAGGAGCUGCUCUUGGAGUACUCGGAGCUGUUUUAUGAACUGGAGCUUGACGCUAAACCCAGCAAGGAGAAAAUGGGCGUCAUUCAGGAUGUCUUGGGUGAAGAGCAAAGGUUCAAAGCCCUGCAGAAGCUGCAGGCUGAGCGGGACGCCCUUAUUUUGAAGCACAUCCACUUCGUGUACCACCCAACAAAAGAAACAUGUCCAAGCUGCCCGGUUUGCAUAGACUCUAAAAUCGAGCACCUGAUCAGCUCCCGCUUCAUCAGGCCCUCCGAACGCAACCAGAAGAACUUGCUUUUGGACUCCAACAUCGACAGGAUCAAUCUGGUGAUCCUCGGCAAGGACGGUUUGGCACGCGAGCUGGCCAAUGAGAUCCGGGCACUCUGCACCAACGAUGACAAGUAUGUGAUCGAAGGCAAGAUGUACGAGCUGUCCCUGAGGCCGAUAGAGGGCAACGUCCGGCUCCCUGUUAACUCUUUCCAGACGCCUACCUUUCAGCCUCAUGGUUGUCUCUGCCUUUACAACUCGAAGGAGUCGUUGUCCUAUGUGGUGGAAAGCAUCGAAAAGAGCAGAGAGUCAACCAUUGGCAGGAGGGAUAAUCACUUGGUUCACCUUCCUCUGACGCUCAUCCUUGUUAACAAGAGGGGGGACACCAGUGGCGAGACGCUACAUAGCUUGAUACAGCAAGGCCAGCAGAUCGCGAGCAAGUUGCAGUGUGUCUUUCUGGACCCCGCAUCUGCUGGCAUCGGGUACGGCCGUAACAUCAAUGAGAAGCAGAUCAGCCAGGUUUUGAAGGGGCUGCUGGACUCAAAACGCAACUUAAACCUCGUCAGCUCAACCUCCAGCAUCAAAGACCUGGCGGACAUUGACCUUCGGAUCGUCAUGUGCUUGAUGUGCGGAGAUCCGUUCAACGCGGACGACAUCCUUUUACCCAUCCUGCAGUCCCAGACCUACAGACCUUCACAGUGCGGCAGCAGCAGCUCCGUCCUCCUUGAGUUAUCCAUUGGGCCGCACAAGAGGCGCGUGGAGCUCUCACUCCUUUCCUACCAUUCCUCCUUUAGCAUUAGGAAAAGCCGGCUCGUCCAUGGGUACAUUGUCUUUUACUCAGCGAAACGCAAGGCAUCCCUGGCCAUGCUACGUGCCUUUCUCUGCGAGGUGCAGGAUAUCAUCCCCAUACAAGUUGUGGCGCUUACGGACGGCUCCAUAGACAUCCUGGACAACGACUUGAGCAGAGAGCAGCUCACCGAGGGUGAGGAGAUCGCCCAGGAGAUUGAUGGCAAGUUCACCACGAUACCUUGUAGCCAGCCACAGCAUAAGCUGGAGAUUUUCCACUCAUUUUUUAAGGACGUGGUGGAGAAAAAAAACAUCAUCGAAGCCACCCACAUGUACGACAACGUGGCCGAAGCCUGCAGCACAACAGAGGAGGUGUUCAACUCACCUCGAGCAGGCUCCCCUCUCUGCAACUCCAACCUGCAGGACUCAGAGGAGGACAUCGAGCCCCCCACCUACAGCCCCUUCAGAGAGGACACAUCCAUGCCCACCCUGCCCAAAGACCACUCAAAGCUUUCCAUGGAGCUGGAGGGGAACGAUGGCUUGUCUUUCAUUUCCGUCAUGAGCACUUUUGAAAGCAAGCUGAACAACAAAGUACCUCCUCCAGUGAAACCAAAGCCCCCUGUGCAUUUUGACAUUACAAAGGGAGACCUGUCAUUUUUGGAGCAGGGGCAUCGGGAUGGGCAGAGGAAGUCCAUGUCUUCUAGCAGCUGGUUGCCCACAGACUGCUUCGAUCCUUCCGAUUACGCUGAACCAAUGGACGCUGUGGUCAAACCCAGAAAUGAAGAGGAGAACAUCUACUCCGUGCCUCACGACAGCACCCAGGGCAAGAUUAUUACCAUCCGAAAUAUUAACAAAACCCAAUCGAAUGGCAGUGGCAACGGCUCGGACAGCGAGAUGGACACCAGCUCCCUGGAGCGGGGCCGCAAGGUGUCAGUCGUUAGCAAGCCCGUGCUGUAUCGGACGCGCUGCACGAGGCUGGGCAGGUUUGCUAGCUACCGAACCAGCUUCAGUGUUGGGAGCGAUGAUGAGCUGGGACCCAUUCGAAAGAAAGAGGAGGACCAGACUUCCCAAGGGUAUAAAGGUGAUAAUGCUGUUAUCCCCUAUGAAACAGCUGACGGGGAAGAUCCGAGGAGGAGGAACAUCCUGCGCAGCCUGAGAAGGACGACAAAGAAGCCAAAGCCCAAACCUCGGCCGUCCAUCACGAAGACGACAUGGGAAAGCAACUAUUUUGGGGUGCCUUUGACCAAUGUAGUGACUCCGGAGAAACCCAUCCCCAUCUUUAUUGAGAGAUGCAUUGAGUACAUCGAAGCAACAGGGCUGAGCACUGAAGGCAUCUAUCGCGUGAGUGGAAACAAGUCGGAGAUGGAGAGCCUGCAGCGGCAGUUCGACCAGGAUCACGGGCUGGACCUGGCUGAGAAGGAUUUCACUGUCAACACUGUGGCCGGUGCCAUGAAGAGUUUCUUCUCCGAGCUGCCCGAGCCCUUGGUCCCCUACACCAUGCAGGUUGAGCUGGUGGAAGCCCACAAAAUCAACGACCGGGAGCAGAAGCUCCAUGCGCUGAAGGAAGUUCUGAGGAAGUUUCCCAAGGAGAACUAUGAGGUCUUCAAAUACGUCAUCGGGCACUUGAACAAGGUCAGCCACAACCAUCGGGUGAACCUGAUGACCAGCGAGAACCUCUCCAUCUGCUUCUGGCCCACCCUGAUGAGACCCGACUUCAGCACGAUGGACGCCCUGACGGCCACCCGCACCUACCAGACAAUCAUCGAACUCUUCAUCCAGCAGUGCCCCUUCUUUUUCUACAACCGGCCCAUCCUCGAGCCCCCCAGUGCCACUCCUGGUUCUCCAUCCGCCGCCCCCCCUGGCACCCCUUUCCUCCCCGCAACGCCAGGCAUGGCUCAGCCCUCACCUCCCCGGACCCCACCUCCAUCGCCACAGUCACCCGUCCAGCCACUCCUCCCAGCCCAGCUGCACACAGAGCAGCACACGCUGUGAGCUGGUGCCGGGGAAAAAAAAACAAAAAACAAAAAACAACAAAAACCAACCGGAAAAAAAAACCCACAAGAAUCUUGGUCUGGUCUGGGGCGCCCAGUGGAGACAGGGAAGUGAACGCCGGGCUUGGGCUCGCCCUCUCCCGCCCCAGAGCAGACUUGGGCAUGGCGGGAGCGUACCAGGGCAGCUGGACUUGGGGCUGCAGGAGGAUUUUUCCCCACCUUUUGGUUUGGGCAGGGGGCUGAGGAGCGGAUCUGGCACCAGUGGGACGGUGGGGCUGAGCCAGUGGACCCAUGUGCCAGGGUGCUCGGCAGAUUGGAUGCUUCUCCAUCUGCCCCUGGACUUUUCGGCUUGGCCCCGGCGCCAGCAAACCCCCUUGCAUUCCAUGGGAUGCAGCUGGUGGCUCACCUGGCGCUGGCCAUCCUAUGUGGCCCAAGGCUCGUCCGGCACAUCCCAGCUUGCCCAGCAUGGCCCGGCACGGCCCAGGGCUCAUCCAACACGCUGUGGUGCAGCCUGAGGCCCAUCUGGUGUGGUCUGGCAUGGGCUGAUGCUCAUCUGAUGGGACCUGAGGUUCAUCCAGUGUGAUCCGGCACAGCCCCAGGCUUGUUUGAUGCAGCCCAAGGCUCAUCCCACAUGGUCCAGCUUAGCCCAAGGCUCAUCCACCAUGGUCCAGCUUAGCCCAAGGAUCAUCCGACAUGGUCCAGCAUGGCCUGAGGCUCACCCAGCAUGGUCCAGCAUGGCCCAAGGAUCAUCCGACAUGGUCCAGCAUGGCCCAAGGAUCAUCCGACAUGGUCCAGCAUGGCCUGAGGCUCACCCAGCAUGGUCCAGCAUGACAUGAGGCUCAUCUGACAUGGUCCACCAGGGCCCGAGGAUCAUCCCACGUGGUCCAGCUUAGCCCACACUUCAUCCCACACGGUCCAGCAUAGCCCAAGGCUUGUCUGAUGUGGCCCGAGGCUCAGCCGACACGUCCUGAGGGUCAUCCGACACAUCCCAAGACUUAUCUGAGAUGACUCAAGGCUCAUCUGUCACCCGGCGCAUCCCACAAGUCAUCCGAUGAAUCCCAGGACCUCCCUGGGGCCCCACCUACCCCG
Haliaeetus leucocephalus (bald eagle) is the source of this 7713-nucleotide messenger RNA. It is a transcript of the gene ARHGAP35, whose product is annotated as Rho GTPase activating protein 35. The record is from RefSeq and is a predicted model, not a curated record. Gene Ontology annotation, molecular function: GTPase activity; GTP binding. The transcript has 7 exons. Lineage: Eukaryota; Metazoa; Chordata; Aves; Accipitriformes; Accipitridae. Gene Ontology annotation, biological process: signal transduction. Bases 2105 to 6625 code for a protein of 1506 amino acids.